Messenger RNA from Schistocerca nitens (vagrant locust), 2384 nucleotides. It is a transcript of the gene gkt, whose product is annotated as probable tyrosyl-DNA phosphodiesterase. The record is from RefSeq and is a predicted model, not a curated record. NCBI's taxonomy places the organism in Eukaryota, Metazoa, Arthropoda, Insecta, Orthoptera, Acrididae. The transcript is spliced from 11 exons. Gene Ontology annotation, biological process: double-strand break repair; single strand break repair. Gene Ontology annotation, cellular component: nucleus. Bases 280 to 2277 code for a protein of 665 amino acids. Gene Ontology annotation, molecular function: 3'-tyrosyl-DNA phosphodiesterase activity; double-stranded DNA binding; single-stranded DNA binding.
AACACUGUUUGACGCGUGUUGAAUGAUAGGCGCCAGGUUUUAAUGGUUUGGGACGUAGGGUUACGUUGAUCAAAUGGAACAGCAUACAAUGUAAGUGAUGUGUUUCUCUCAAGUAAAGCAUCAAACAAUACGGAUCUUUGUGCAUUCAUCCGGAUGGAGCUGUAAAAUGUGUCGUGAGAAGUAAGAGAAACGACUUCAAAAAAUUAUGUUUACAAUAAACAUUGCUCAGGCGGUCGUCAGAAUAUUUUGUGGUUCCAGCAAGUAAUCACGUUAUUGGACAUGUCUUCAUCAAGUCCUGCACAAAAACGCUCUUACGAUAGUGGGAGUGCCAGUUCAAGCCCAGUGCCACAAAAGAAGUCACGGACAUGUACUUUUGGUGAAAGUUGCUACAGAAGAAAUCCAAAUCAUUUCUCAGAGUAUGAGCAUCCUCACUUGGAUAAGCUACUAGAGCAACAAGAAGAUGCAGAACCUAAACUGCCUCCAGAUUAUAAGCCAAAGACUACACCAUCCAUUGUUUUGGCACAGUUGAUGAUACUACAGGACCUUAAUGCCAAAAAUGGAAUAAAAGAAAAAGGGAAUGUGCCUAAAAAUAAACCUGCAGCGCAGGAAGCUGCUAGUUCCAGCACAUUUAUGAGGGAUGUCUACAAGCAAUCUCAAGCUCCUAAGAAACAAGCUCAUACAACAGUAAAUAGCCCAAGUACAUCUGUUGGAUCUAGAAGUUCCAGUUCAGAUUCCAGAGAAUCUAAGAGGAAUGUCCAACAGAAGACAUCCACAGAAAAAUUGAAAGAACGUUUUUCGGAAGCAUCCUCUUCAAGUAAUUAUUCAAAUAACCAAGCAACACAUGAUAAAGGUGCUGAGAGACUGAGUAAGGAAUCCCGCUUGGAGAUGAAAAGGAAGAUCAGGGAACAGUGGGACAACAUCUCGUCAGUGGUGCCUGUCAGUGACAAUGUAUUGGAGAAGCUAGCAGCUGGUGCGCCGUACAAUUUUUUCCUUACAACAGUGCUCGAUUCUAGGCCAACUCAUUCAGAGAUGACAUCGAUUACAUUUGCUGAUUUACUACAUCCUUCGCUUGGUGAAUUGAAAGCAUCAUUGCAAGUGAAUUUUAUGGUUGAACUGGAAUGGCUGUUGGAGCAGUACGACUCCCAUGGCUACAAGAAAAAACCGUUACUCAUUCUGUAUGAAGAUGAUGGUGAUGAUUUCAAAAAGUGCAAGAACAUCCCAGAUAAUGUGAAGGGUUAUCGAGUAAAGCCAGGACAUGCAUUUGGACAUCAUCACACGAAAAUGUCCAUCUUCUGUUAUGAUGAUGACAGUGUGAGAGUUGUUAUCAGUACAGCUAACCUCAUCGCAUCUGACUUCGAGAACAGAACUCAAGGGUUAUGGGUAAGCCCAAGAUGUCAAAGGAUCCCACUGAAUGCAGACACUAAAGCAGGUGACUCAAUAACAGAAUUCCGUGCUGACUUGAUGCGAUAUCUAUCCGCCUACCAGAUGCCAGUUCUGCAGGAAUGGAUUACAAGAAUACGUUGUGCUGAUUUCUCCAAAGUCAGAGUUUGUCUUGUGGGUUCCGUGCCAGGGACACAUCGUGGAGCAGAUGUAGAUAGAUGGGGUCACCGUCGAAUGGCAGCCCACCUUAAGCGCUUUGCUGAGGUUCCAAGUACAUCGUGGCCUCUAUUCUUCCAGUGUUCCUCUAUUGGCAGCUUAGGUGCAACUCCAGAUUCUUGGAUGUGUGGAGAAUUUCGAGCUAGUCUUGCUCAGUCCGUCAACAAGCAGCCCCUCUCACAGCAGCCACCAGUGAAAGUGAUCUAUCCCUGUUUUCGUAAUGUGGCCCAAAGUAUACAUGGCCUUUUGGGUGGUGACUGUCUACCAUAUUCCAUAAGAACUCAUGGGAAGCAGGCUUGGUUUACAGGAUACCUACAUGAAUGGAAGAGUGACAGCCGCUACCGUUCAGAGGCUAUGCCACAUAUCAAGACAUAUGGCCGAGCAUCACCAGACUGGACCAGCCUAGCCUGGUUUCAUUUGAGCAGUGCCAACUUGUCAAAAGCAGCUUGGGGUAUGGCCAGCAAAGGAAAGACAUGUGGUUCUGGGCACUACAUUAUGUCCUAUGAACUGGGUGUACUGUUUCUGCCACAAUUACUGAUUGGAAAGUCAGAGUUUCGUGUUGGUAAUACACUGGGGAAUAGUUCAGCACCUUCAUUUCCUCUACCAUUCGAUGUUCCACCUACACCAUAUGGCGAAAGAGAUAAACCAUGGGUUACUGAAUAUAUGACUGUUAAAUUUUAAUAUGUAAUAUUUGUGUCAAGCACCAAUGUAUUGUCACAUCUUGUAUUAGUGCCUUUAUGUGAAGCACAGUUGCAAAGAACAUUAAAACAUUAAUUUCAUAAAAGAAA